AUGACUGAUAGAGGAGCAGAGGCCGGCUUCGGUGCUAGUGACUUCGAAUCGAUUCAAGGAGCUCUUCUUCGAGCAAUAUUUUCCUUCUGUCAUUCAGAACGUGAAGGUAGCAUAGUUUCUGCAUUUGGUACAGGGGCAGAUGACCGUAUCCUAAACCAUCAAUACCAAUCACUCGCUUCUCAUUUUCACCUCUUACAUUUAGUGGAGAGUUUAGCGAAGGCCAUUGAAACUGGAUCCUGGGAUUAGUAAUCUGAUGCACUGGUUAAUGAAUUGAACAACCACUUUGACAACUACCAGCAGCUAUUGAACUCGAUAUCAAUAUCAAAUAACACAAAGGCCAUGACACUUGAAGGGCCAAAACGAAAGCUGGAGGAAAGUGAGCAAUUGUUAAAUCAAAGGAGAGAUCUGAUUGCAAAGUAUAGUAGCUCUGCUGAAGAGCUUAUCAAUUCUGAGCCAUAA
This is a messenger RNA of Malania oleifera, 459 nucleotides long. Its product is annotated as mediator of RNA polymerase II transcription subunit 9-like. NCBI's taxonomy places the organism in Eukaryota, Viridiplantae, Streptophyta, Magnoliopsida, Santalales, Ximeniaceae. The record is from RefSeq and is a predicted model, not a curated record. The transcript has 6 exons. Gene Ontology annotation, cellular component: mediator complex.